This is a messenger RNA of Akanthomyces muscarius, 993 nucleotides long. RefSeq lists its product as uncharacterized. Gene Ontology annotation, biological process: lipid metabolic process. NCBI's taxonomy places the organism in Eukaryota, Fungi, Ascomycota, Sordariomycetes, Hypocreales, Cordycipitaceae. The transcript has 2 exons. The coding region runs from base 1 to 993 and encodes 330 amino acids. The record is from RefSeq and is a predicted model, not a curated record.
AUGCGUGUCGCCCUCUUCUCCCUCACCACGGUGGUGGCAGCCAGUCCCAUGACAAGUUACAUGUCUUCCAUGGAAUCAAGAUCUGCUGCUGUCAACAACAACUUGAUGAACAACUUCCGUUUCUACGCCCAGCAUGCCGCGGCCGCUUACUGCAACGCCGAGGGCCCCUCUCCCGGCGACUCGGUGGCCUGUGGCGGCGAGUGCGACGACGUGAUGCGCAACGGCGCCACCAUAAUAGACACCUUCCAGGGCAGCAAGACGGGCAUUGCCGGGUACGUCGCCGUCGACGACACCCGUCGGGAGGUUGUCUUUGCCACGCGCGGCAGCCACAACAUCCGCAACUUCAUCACCGACAUUCUUUUCCUCAAGCGCGACUGCGACUUCACCUCGGGCUGCAAGAUGCACGACGGCUUCUCCGACUCGUGGAACGAAAUCUCCGCCGCCGCGACCUCGGCCAUUAAGGAGGGCCUGCAGGCGAACCCGGGCUACAGGCUCGUCAUCACCGGCCACUCGCUGGGCGGCGCCGUCGCCGCGCUCGGCGGUGCAUACCUCCGCCGCGCCGGCUUCGCAAACGACAUUUACACGUUUGGCGCGCCGCGCGUGGGCAACGACGUCUUUGCCAACUUUGCCAACAGCCAGGCCGGUGGCCUCUUCCGCAUGACGCACAUUGACGACCCCGUCCCGCGCCUGCCGCCCAUGAUCUUCAGCUACCGCCACAGCGGGCCCGAGUACUGGCUGUCCAACGGCGGCGCCAUGCAGGACAAGUACCAGCCGGCCGACAUCAAGAUCUGCCAGGGCAUUGCCAGCGUCGCCUGCAACGCCGGUACAUUUGGCUUCGACAUCCUCGCUCACCUCCACUACCUCACCGACACCUCGGAUUGCGCGCCCAUCGCCAUCAAGUGGAAGCGCGACGACAACCCUUCGGAUGAGGAGCUCAAGCAGCGCCUGACCAAGUGGAGCCAGCAGGAUCAAGCUCUUGUCAAUGGGCAGUAG